AUGUCUGGCUUGAGGAUAUUAGUGCCCGUCAAGCGGGUCAUUGACUAUGCGGUCAAACCCCGGGUAAACCGUACGCAAACCGCCGUCGAAACCGCAAAUGUCAAGCACUCGAUGAAUCCCUUUGACGAACUCUCCAUCGAGGAAGCGGUCCGCAUGCGCGAAAAGAAGGCACACCACGCCAACGCCCCCGCCGUCGAAGACAUCGUUGCCUUCUCCGCGGGUGUCGCAAAAUCGCAAGACAUCCUCCGCACAGCCAUGGCCAUGGGCGCGGACCGUGGCAUCCACGUUGUGGUGGAAGAAAAAGACGCCCUCGAGCCCCUCGGCGUCGCAAAGCUCCUCCGCAAAGUCGUCGAGGAGCAAAAAAGCAACCUUGUCAUCCUCGGCAAGCAAGCCAUCGAUGACGACGCGGGCCAAACAGGACAAAUGCUCGCGGGCCUGCUCAACUGGCCGCAAGCCACACAAGCGUCCAAAGUCACUAUCAAGGACCAAUCCGUCGAGGUGGUGCAGGAGGUCGAUGGCGGUGUGCAGACGAUCAAGGCCAAGCUGCCAAUGGUUAUUACAACGGAUCUACGACUCAACGAGCCGCGCUAUGCUAGUUUACCAAACAUCAUGAAGGCGAAGAAGAAGCCGCUCGAGAAGAAGAGCCUAAGUGAUUAUGGACUGGAUACUGAGGUUAGGCUGAAGACGGUUAAAGUUACGGAGCCUGAGCCGAGAAAGGGUGGUGUCAAGGUGGAGGAUGUGGAUGGUAUGAUUAGCAAGUUGAAGGAACUUGGGGCUUUGUAA
Bipolaris victoriae FI3 is the source of this 783-nucleotide messenger RNA. RefSeq lists its product as hypothetical. The transcript is spliced from 2 exons. Gene Ontology annotation, cellular component: cytosol. Bases 1 to 783 code for a protein of 260 amino acids. The record is from RefSeq and is a predicted model, not a curated record. Gene Ontology annotation, molecular function: electron transfer activity. Lineage: Eukaryota; Fungi; Ascomycota; Dothideomycetes; Pleosporales; Pleosporaceae.